AUGUAUCUUCUAUGUAUUUUUUUCUCCUGUAUUGUUUUAUUUCAAACAAAUGUUUUUGCUGAAUUAAGUUCAAGUUCUUGUACUCUACUUCGUACAGCUAAUAGUUUGACAACAAUUGUACCGGAAAUAGCUCAACUUGCUAUGCGUUUUUAUCGUGCUUCAUCAUUGAUAUCUAAUCAACAUCAUCGACAAAAACGUUUCUUAUCAAAUGGAAAUAUUGGAAAAAGUAGUAGUUCUGGUAAUGUUAAAGGUACUGUAGUUGAACAAAUAAUGGCUAAUACAUUUCGUGAUGUUAAUUUUACUAAUGUUGCAAUAUUAAUGUUAAAUAAUAAUGAAACAAUGAAUAAAAUUCGACAAAAUAUUGAUAAUGAUGCAAUUAUUCGUAUAAUAAUGCGUGAAAUUGAUUAUGAAAAAUUAGGUAAAGGCCUAUGGUCUACAUUUGAAAGUAAAUUUAAUUUAGAAGAUUUUAUUACAAAUCUUAUUAAUAUAACUCAACUUGAUGUAAUUCAUCAUGAACUUCUUUCAAAUGGUACAUUACCUGAAUGGUUAUUAAAAAAUCUAAAUCCAAAUUUAAAUAUUCAAAUAAUCGAAAGAAUAUUUU
Adineta steineri is the source of this 601-nucleotide messenger RNA. The record is from the annotation of a GenBank genome assembly. Lineage: Eukaryota; Metazoa; Rotifera; Eurotatoria; Adinetida; Adinetidae.